Molecule: messenger RNA, 4146 nt
Organism: Chroicocephalus ridibundus (black-headed gull)
Lineage: Eukaryota; Metazoa; Chordata; Aves; Charadriiformes; Laridae
Gene: ARRDC3
Product: arrestin domain containing 3
Exons: 8
Coding region: 269-1513 (414 amino acids)
Biological process (GO): protein transport
Cellular component (GO): cytoplasm; plasma membrane; endosome
Source: RefSeq, a predicted model, not a curated record
GGGGCCGGUGGCCGCUGGCGGCAGCGCCUUUGUGGGGACAGAGCCCAGGCGGCACCGCCGCUCCCCCCGCGCCGGGACGGGGCUCCCGCCGCCCCCAUGAGCCGGCUGUAGGGCAGGACCGCCACCACCGCCCUCGGCCUGAGGGGUUUUUGGGGGAUUUUUGUUUGGGGGUUUAUUUACCCUCCUUUUUUUUUUUUCCUUUCUUACAGUCUAUUUUUCUACGCUUUGCUAAAAAAAAAAAAAAAAAAACAAGAAAAAAAAAACCACCAUGGUGCUGGGGAAGGUGAAGAGUUUGACAAUAAGCUUUGACUGUCUGAAUGACAGCAAUGUCCCCGUCUACUCCAGCGGGGACACCGUCUCAGGAAGGGUCAAUUUAGAAGUCACGGGGGAAAUUAGGGUGAAAUCUCUGAAAAUCCACGCCAGGGGACACGCGAAAGUGCGCUGGACCGAAUCGAGGAAUGCUGGAUCCAACACUGCCUACACACAGAACUACACCGAAGAAGUGGAGUAUUUCAACCAUAAGGACAUCCUGAUCGGUCACGAGAGAGAUGAUGACAAUUCAGAAGAAGGCCUUCACACCAUCCAUUCGGGAAGGCACGAAUAUGCAUUCAGCUUCGAGCUUCCACAGACACCACUUGCUACCUCAUUCGAAGGCAGACAUGGCAGUGUGCGCUAUUGGGUGAAAGCCGAAUUGCAUAGGCCUUGGUUUCUACCAGUAAAAUUAAAGAAGGAAUUUACAGUCUUUGAACAUAUAGAUAUCAACACUCCUUCAUUACUGUCACCCCAAGCAGGCACAAAAGAAAAGACUCUCUGUUGUUGGUUUUGUACCUCAGGCCCAAUAUCCUUAAGUGCCAAAAUUGAAAGGAAGGGCUACACCCCAGGUGAAUCAAUUCAGAUCUUUGCUGAGAUCGAGAACUGCUCUUCCCGUGUGGUGGUGCCAAAGGCAGCCAUUUACCAAACGCAGGCAUUUUAUGCCAAAGGGAAAAUGAAGGAAGUCAAACAGCUUGUUGCCAACCUGCGUGGGGAUUCCUUGUCAUCUGGCAAAACAGAAACCUGGAAUGGCAAACAGUUGAAAAUACCACCUGUUUCCCCUUCAAUCCUCGACUGUAGUAUAAUCCGUGUGGAGUAUUCACUGAUGGUAUAUGUUGAUAUUCCAGGCGCCAUGGAUUUAUUCCUCAAUUUACCACUGGUCAUUGGUACCAUUCCUCUACACCCAUUUGGUAGCAGAACAUCGAGUGUGAGCAGCCAGUGUAGCAUGAACAUGAAUUGGCUUGGUCUGACACUGCCUGAAAGACCAGAAGCACCUCCGAGCUAUGCAGAAGUGGUCACAGAGGAGCAACGACAGUCCAGCCUUGCACCCAUAGGUGCUUGUGAUGACUUCGAGAGAGCGCUUCCCGGACCAUUGUUCGCAUACAUCCAGGAGUUCCGAUUUCUGCCUCCACCCCUCUAUUCAGAAAUUGAUCCAAACCCGGAUCAGCCCACAGAUGACAGACCAUCUUGCCCCUCUCGUUGAAGGAAUCCAUAGAAAGCUGACUUGGCUUGGAUUCUGAAUCAUACCUGCCGUCUUGAAGGUCAAGGAGUAAUAGUGGAGAUAUGCUUUCAAGGGAAGUGGUUUUGCGCUUGCCUGUAUGGUGAAUAAAUGAAAACAACCUGUGAUUGUGCUUCGAAGCCUAUGGUAACAUUGUAGGACUGCUCCACAUGCUUGAAGACCUGAGCUUUUUUCUUCCCCCCCCUCCCUUAAAUACUGGCACAUACUAGGAGCAGCCUUACCAACCCUACAGUCAUGUGUGUCAAAACACUCAAACCACAUUGUAAGAGAGGGAUGGCUUCCUCUUAUGAUUUGGAAAUUUGCACAUGCGCAUUGCUUACGUUGUGCGGUUCAGUGUCACUACAGCUUUUUCUCAUUUUUGCCAGACUGUUGUUACCCCCUCUUACUUGUUUGUGGUCCGCACAAUAAGGAGCAAAAGAAAGCUUUGACAAAAAAAACCAACAGCAACAGACUUUGACAAAUGCACUGACUUUUCUUUUUUUUUUUAAUUUAAUGUAGCCUGGACUUUACCUGCAUAUGCACAUGCUCAGAAUUGUCCUAGUAGGCUGAUCAUGUAUCACCUCUCCAGCUUGGAUCCUAUUGUGGAUUUAUUUACAAACAUCAAAUGCCUUCAAGCCAAUCCUUCUUGCUGUAUGUUUUGCAGCCUACUGUAGUAGAUAAGCAACAGAUGUGGGGGUGGGGUGGGGGGUGGAGAGUUAGUAGAAAGAAACUUAUAGACUUCAUCAAGAUUGUAUACUUUCUUGAUUUCUUUUAAGAAUUUGUUGCCUUUCUACUAUUAUUGCAAAGCAGCAUUUUGUUACAGACUGCCUAAAAAUCACUUAAUCUCAGGUGAACUCAUCACUUGCCAAACUGUUGGAAUGCUAUUUGUUUUGUUAUGUUGCACUGUUGAGUUACUUCUUUUUUUGUUUUGUGUUUGUGUUUUGUUUUUAUUCUUUAUUUGAGAGGGAGGGCUGGAAUAGGGACAUACACAAAAGUUACAAAACCCACCCUCAUUCUCAUUUCACUUUCUACUUGUUAAAAAAAGGUGUUUGCCCAUGGCAGAGGGGUUGGAACUAGAUGAUCUUCAAGGUCCCUUCCAACUCUAACAUUUCUAUGAUUCUAUGUUCAAGUUGUGAAGCUUUAAAAAAAAAAAAAAGGCACAAAUGAAAGCAGCACCAGCAGACACCACCUCAGCCUCAAAAGUGUUUUAAAAGGAAAUAGUCCUACGCUGUCUAGGAGUCAUAGACAGAUCGAUAUCUCAAGUAGUAGGGAUGGGAAGGGAAAGUAAAUUUAUUUUUAUAUAGAGUUACCUAAUCCCAAAAAAUUCUAUAUCUAAUGAGUCUCUAGUAGAAAGUAUAUUUCAAACUGCAGGAAAAGCUUGGACUAUGCUAAGAGCUCAGUUUAUGCACUUUCUAUUAUCUUCAGGGUUUAUGAUACUGUAAAAUUAGUAAGACUAGAAGUAUAAUUAAACUGGGCAAGAUCCGUGUUACCAGCCAUACUCAGAUAGCGGCUAGAGUUGCUUUGAUGAUUGCAUCUUCUGUUGCACUCAAGAGCUUUAAAACAAACAGAACAUGUAUUUGUUCACUGUGUAUUUGUUCAGAAUGAGAGAAAUUACAUGGAAAGCGCACUCACCCUUGCGUGUGCCCCAAGGAAGAAAAAGAGUGCAGUGGAGCCAUUAGAUGUGCGAACACAAAUACCAACACUUACAUGCUGGAGAUCUGCAACAAAAGUCAACUUUCCUUUUCAGAAAUCGUGUAACACAGAGACUAUGGACAAAGGGACACGCUUCUGGUGUUGACGAGUUAAACAAAUCAAGAUGUAAUCCAUCAAGUAUCUAUCCUUGUGCAAUAAAACAGCUCAGAAGGGAGCAGGAGAGGGGAGGCUGGUGUUACUGUGUGGUGCGCGUUCUUAAAAACUCUGCCUUGUUUUUAAGGCUUCAUAAAUGCGACAAAAUAGGCUUUUCCAUAAGUGGCCUUUAUGAGAACAUGAAUGAUAAUUUCAUGUUUCAAAAAUGACAACAGGGUGAUAAAAUGAGUCGCGUUUUAAGUGAUUCAGUUAAAAGGCUUGGGCUUUGAGCUAGAGUAGUGGACGAGAAGGAAAUUGGGUGAUGUCUUACAUUAUUAGGCCAAUUUUGUGAAUGUCCCUUCCCUCUACCCUCUCCAACCAGACAAUUUUAAAAGCUGAUGGGAUCGUUGGCAUAAAAGGGCAUUUGGUGGUUUUACUUUUUUUUCCUUUUUUAUUACUUUUAACAGACUAGGGAACAAUUGCUGAUACACAUAGCAUUAAAGUGCUUAUCACAAUAUAAUGGAAAAUUGCAUAUGGAGCAGGAUUGACCAAUAUUGUAGUAAUGGACAUGGCAUCACAGCCUUUGUGAUUAGAGUGAAAAAUUCUGUAACCUUGUCAAAUAAAAGACUUUCAGUUUAAAUUACGUUGUUAAGUUGUUCAGAGGCAUUACUCUUCCACAAGUAUUGGUCAAUUCUCAGCGUUAUAAAACAUGAGGUUCACAGUUUUAGCCCAGUAUUUGAUAUAGAAUUUUGAUCUGAAUUAGGAAAAAGUAAGUAAAAUCCAAACAUUAGAGAAACAAAGUGCAAUAUUAAAUGUUUGCUUUAUAGAUUAUA